Messenger RNA from Salarias fasciatus (jewelled blenny), 3012 nucleotides. RefSeq names its product fidgetin (gene fign). The coding region runs from base 170 to 2425 and encodes 751 amino acids. The record is from RefSeq and is a predicted model, not a curated record. NCBI's taxonomy places the organism in Eukaryota, Metazoa, Chordata, Actinopteri, Blenniiformes, Blenniidae. The transcript is spliced from 3 exons. Gene Ontology annotation, molecular function: microtubule severing ATPase activity; ATP hydrolysis activity; ATP binding.
UCCAACAUGGCAGAGGCUGCGGUCAGUCUUCCCCUCACUAACUUGGAAUGGUUUCAAAUCGUCGGCAGCCACGCUUAACCUCGCGAGCCGCCCGUCCGCGCGCGCGCACCGGAUCGAUGCCGCUAUAAACCCCGACGCUGCCCUGUCACCUUAACACAGGCUCGAAGACAUGAUCACUAGCACCAGUAUUUAUGGUCUAAAGAUGCAGUGGACCCCAGAGCAUACACAAUGGGCAGAACAACACUUUGACAUCUCAUCCACUACCCGCUCGCCGGCACACAAAGUAGAGGCCUACCGGGGGCACUUACAGCGAACAUACCAAUAUGCGUGGGCAAACGACGACAUCUCUGCACUGACUGCCUCCAAUCUGCUUAAGAAAUAUGCAGAGAAAUACUCUGGGAUCCUAGAAGGCCCAAAUGAAAGAGCCCUGCUGUGCUCUUACUCCGAUAGCACCACUGGACUCAUGAAUGGACGAAAGUCAGAGAAUGAGUCCUGGCAGGAGGGGAUUUACCCAAUGAACUGUGCUCCAGAUGUUAUAUCUGUGAGCAAAGCUGGAAUGACAGCUGCCCUACCCCCUACAGAUGUGUCUGCUAGCAUAGGCAGCUCCCCAGGGGUGGCCAGCAGCUUGUCUGAGCCUAGCUAUUCCAGCAGUAACUGUGGGAGUCACACGGCGACUACUCUCCACUCGGGCCUCCCCUCUCAGGAAUAUACUGCCAGCUACAACGGCUCGUACCUGCAUUCUAGCUACAGCGGCCAGAGCACCCCGGCCCUCCCCUCCCCACAUCCGUCUCCUUUGCACAGCGCCGGGCUAUUACAGCCGCCUCCCCCACCCCCUCCCCCGGCUUUAGUGCCGAGCUACAACGCCGGGUCUCCAAACCUUCCCAACUACAAUUAUCCUUCGACGGGGUAUGCUUCACAGACUGCUGUUGGCCCUGGUUAUAGCCCUGGGGGAGCACCUCCUCCUUCUGCUUAUCUGCCAUCCGGUAUUGCGGCUCCGACACCGAUCCCUCCCUCCACAUUGCCUGGCUACACCUACCAGUCCCACAACCAUACACCGAUCGCACCAACACCUUUGAAUGGCAGCACAUCCAACUCAUUAAAACGAAAAGCUUUCUACAUGAGUGGACAUGGAGAUAUGGACUCAAGCUAUGGUAAUUUUAACUACAGCCAACAGCGCUCCUCACAGAGUCCGAUGUACAGAGUAUCAGACGGCAGUGACUCAAACCGGGGCAACGGCUUCGAACGGAACGCCGAAGCGCCGUCUUUAGCUUUUAAACCAACCAAACAGCCGAUGUCCUCUGAUCAGCAAAGGAAAUUUAACUUACACUCCGGCAGAGCACUCACCCCUCCAUCCUAUGGAUCAACCAAAAGCUCUGCCGGCGACCUCCGAACAGGCGAACCCUACAAUAAGUUUGGCUCUCCCAUCAUGAGUGAGCCAGCCGAAGAGCACAGGCAGCACCAUUCCCACUCCCUCACAGGCCCCGACAUAGGUACAGCUACCUCGUCCAUCCACGCUGCAGAGGAACAACUGAAGAACAGUGAUUCCAACCUGGUGGAGAUGGUGACCACAGAGAUUCUUCAGCAGGGCUCCCCAGUGGACUGGAGUGAUAUUGCAGGUCUGGAUAUGGCCAAAGCAGCCAUUAAAGAGGAGAUACUUUGGCCCAUUUUGAGGCCUGAUAUGUUUAGCGGACUUACCACAUUACCUCGGAGCCUCCUUUUAUUUGGACCUCAGGGAACUGGUAGAACACUGCUUGCACGCUGCAUGGCCAGCCAGCUGGGAGCUGCCUUUUUACGAAUAAGCAGCUCGGCCCUGGUGACCAAGUGGCUGGGGGAAGGAGACAAGGUCAUCCAGGCCUCUUUCCUCGUGGCCCGAUGUCGCCAGCCAGCCGUGGUCUUCAUCAGCGACGUGGACCUGCUGCUGUCGGCCCAGCUCAGCGAGGAGAGCCCAGUCAAUCACCUCAAGGCCGAGCUCCUCAUACAGCUCGACAGUGUUCUGACUUCUGCGGAGGACCACGUUCUCGUGGUCUGCUCCACCAGUAAGCCCGAAGAGAUCCCGGAGUCCCUGAGGAGGUACUUUACCAAGCGAUUGCUCAUCCCCCUGCCUGACGGGACCGCACGACACCAGAUAAUCAGCCAACUGCUCUCACAGCACAACUACUGUCUUAGUGACAAGGAGAUGUCACUCCUAGUUCAGAGGACCGAGGGUUUUUCAGGACUGGAUGUAGCCCAGCUAUGUCAAGAGGCUGUGGUCGGGCCUCUCCACGGCUUGCCAGGUACUGACCUUUCCAGUAUCCACCCGAGUCAGAUGAGACCGGUCUCGUACCAGGACUUUGACAAUGUGUUUUGCAAAUUCCAGCCAAGCAUAUCACAAAAAGAACUUGACAUGUACACUGAGUGGAAUAAAAUGUUUGGUUGCAGCCAAUGAAACAGACACGCUGAACACAAUUGUCAUUGCACCCAGUUGUUGCGUACAGAGAGGCGUUAAGCCUUCGGUGAACAGCAGACAGCGGCGAUACGAGCAGAGGGGCUGUCCUGACAUGCUCCAGACGAGAGGAUACCAUAUGAAUCUAAUGCUUUAUGUGGCUGAGGCCACGUGUUCAUUGAAACCUGGAGAAGAUGCCCCUGUUUUUGUAUAUACAUAUACAUAAAUAAAUAUAUAUAUAUAAAUAUAUAUAUACUAUUCUGCUGAUCUUGAGAUUUAGUUGCUAUCAAGUGCCUGAGGUGGUGCUGUUUAAGGAUUUUUGUUUAUAGUUUUUUGAGUUGUUUUGCCUCACAAUUCAUUGGUGACAUUCUAUUAUACAAAGCUUUACAAUGUGACAAAAAAAAAAAACCUGCUUUCUCUUUUUCAUUGGAACAGUGUUUUUCAGCUAUGUCUGUUUUGUGCUCUCUGUGAACAGUUGUGGUUAAUUUAAGAUGAACGAAAUCUACUGGCAUACUUUCGGUUUGGGCUCCAUUAACUUCAAGAGGUUUUAAGUGUAAAUCAUUGAACUACAACAACGUUAACAUCCUCAC